Messenger RNA from Cicer arietinum (chickpea), 1199 nucleotides. RefSeq lists its product as uncharacterized. NCBI's taxonomy places the organism in Eukaryota, Viridiplantae, Streptophyta, Magnoliopsida, Fabales, Fabaceae. The record is from RefSeq and is a predicted model, not a curated record.
AUUAUUAUUAUAAGAUAUAGGAUAUAUAAAGGAGAUAUCCCUUGUGUCGCAGUCUCUUACUUCUCUCUCCGGCAACCGCACCGCACCGCACCAUCUUUCUUUGUCUCCAAUCCAUCGGGCUGCGUUGGGAUGGCGAAGAAGAGAAAAUCGGUGGAGAGUCGUCUUGAUGAAGUGGAUCGUACCAUGUACUCCACUUUCUGCACCACCGCAAAUUCCCUUUCCCAUCUUUACACCCACGCCAUGAAUCAACAAAAACUCUCCUUUCAAGCCGGUGAACGCCACGCUCUCGAGAAAAUGUAUCAGUGGAUUCUCAGACAACAGCAAGAAGGAAUGAGGGUUACUACCAUUGAUAUAGUUUCUCACUUGCAGAAUGAGCUUGAAUAUGGAGCAGAGGAGUCACCAGUGUCCCCAAGGCAGUCUAUUCAACAGAACUCCCAGACUGCAAUGCAAACUAACGUUGGUGCAUCUAUACCCUCUAAUGCAUUUGGAAGUACUGUUGCAGGACAGGGGAUACGUACUGGGCAAACUGAUCAAGCAAAGAACUCUGUAUUCUCAAAUGCACUCUCUAGCCCCAUUCGUCGCAGCCUUCAGCCGUAUCAGUUAGCACAGGGGAGCUGUCAUUCGAGUAAUGUCAUGUCAUCCGGGAAUGGAACCCGGAACAACGAAAUGACAUAUCCUAGUGGCCAGAACAGGGAUACAAAUUCGUCCAACUCCAGUGAUUGCAUGGACAUGCAUGCAGACAGUCCUGGUCAUGAUUUUCCAUACUGAUGGUAUCAUAGUUAGAGUGGGUAACAGUAAAGAGAAUGUCAUUUGUGAGAUCUAUGUUCAUAAAUGGUUGGUGAAAGAUGCUAAAUUUAUUGUGGACAGACUUCAAUGUGUUUGGGUACCAUUGUUUUCCGGUUUGAAGCUUGGAACAUCAGUAUACUUUGUUAGAAGAAAUUAUGAAAGAAAAAAAAAAUGCUGGCCAUUGCAUAAGCAUACAGUCGUACUACUAGUGGGGUGAUAUUUGCUUGGAUUUUGCGAGGUUUAGGUCUUAAAUUGCUAAAAAAAUUAUUCUGAUAUCAAUGUUUGUAUGUAUAAUAUGAUUGUAAUGAUUUAAAAUUACAUGUGAAGGGGAUUUGGAGAUCAACAAUUGGGUUGGAGUUUAACUGUUGGGCUUUUGCAGUGGUCAGGUGUAUUGAUUUUUAAUUUGACUUUUA